Messenger RNA from Marchantia polymorpha subsp. ruderalis, 942 nucleotides. Lineage: Eukaryota; Viridiplantae; Streptophyta; Marchantiopsida; Marchantiales; Marchantiaceae. The record is from the annotation of a GenBank genome assembly.
UCCCAAUUUUUACAUUGUCAGUCGCGUUUGGCUGCUUCUCACGUUCGUCACUCGAACUUCUCAUGAGUAAUAUACUUCAUCUUAUUUGACUUACAUUUAUUCGACACGAACUGACAUUACUAGGUAGGCGCAAUGCACCGUGAUGCCGGCCCAAUGGAGUGUCCUAUCAUCUUGGGCACAAGCACAAGAGGAUUUUGGUCGUAUUGAUGAUUCCUGAGAAUUUCACUUGCAAGAUGUAUAUGUUACUUUCUGCAUGUUCUCAUAGGAGAUUCACAUCUAUCUUGAUUUCUCACUCAUUCUCGAGCUCUGCUCUAAACUAAGCGAAGCUUGCAUGUUGAGGUUGAUAGGGCAGUUUUAUAUGGGCAAUAUAACGGAAUUCCGUGAGCAAUUGCAGGCAGAGAAAGAUGCGAUCAUUAAUGAUAGAAUUUGCAAUUGGCGUUAGCAGUUGGUACUAAACUUUGCUCGUGUAAUCCUCGCAAACACAUGGUAGUAGUAGUUUCAUAUAUCCAUGUAUGUAAGACCUGUAUGAGCCGGACACAGAUAAAAAUCAAAGAGGAUGUGGGAAGACCCCGUCAAGAAGGUGUAGGAAGAAAGAAAAUGAGGCUGUGCGGCUUUCGUAGCACAUGGCCUUGAGAAUCACACCAGAAAAGCUUGGGAACCAGAUGUAAAUAAGAUGAUCAAAACUAGAUGGACUUGGAUAAAUAGGUUAUCCAAGCAGAGCAAAUGAUGGAAGACAUUUGUUUGAGAACGCAUGAGUAUCGCGGUGAAAGGAGAGAGGUGUGCGAAAGGAGAGAGGAGGAGGUUGAGUGAGGGAAGCGGGUAGAGAUAGCACAUUCUGCACUCUUACAAUGGAGACUAGCUCAUUUACUUCCACUGUAAAGGUCAGGCACGGUAAGAAUAGUAGAUUCUCCAAAGCUCGUUUGUGCCACAAUGGAAUGAGGC